Molecule: messenger RNA, 3432 nt
Organism: Papaver somniferum (opium poppy)
Lineage: Eukaryota; Viridiplantae; Streptophyta; Magnoliopsida; Ranunculales; Papaveraceae
Product: gamma-tubulin complex component 5
Exons: 17
Coding region: 60-3161 (1033 amino acids)
Biological process (GO): spindle assembly; cytoplasmic microtubule organization; mitotic cell cycle
Cellular component (GO): centrosome; spindle pole; equatorial microtubule organizing center
Molecular function (GO): microtubule minus-end binding; gamma-tubulin binding
Source: RefSeq, a predicted model, not a curated record
UUUGGAGGCAAAAAAUUUCGGUUCUCACUCUCUACAAACUUUUGCCGAUUUGAUCAGUAAUGGCGGACGAAGUUAUCGUCAAUUCUCGUCAUCACUUAACCGCAGAUAAAGCUCUGCAACAGGUCCCCAAAGAUGGAAAAAAAGUUGAAGUACCUCAAAGUUUAAUCAAACGGCUUAGCUGUAUCUUCUCAGAAGGAGUUCCAUUUGCAGCGCCUAUAUCCACAUUAAGGGCAAAUGAAAUUCACUUGGUUAGGGGUGUCCUGCAAAUGCUACAGGGGUUUUGCAGUUCUCUAUUUUACUGGAAUGACAAAGGGAAAUAUUUCCAUUUCAAAAGUGGGAUCUACCUAAUUCAUCUUUCCCAAGCAAGUCUUAGUGAAAUUCUCAAUCAAUUUGUAUACGCUGCAACAUGUCUACAGUUGGUUGAGAUUUUCAUUAAGAAGGUGCAGAUGUCUUCUUCGAGAUCAUCUCCUACUUUAAAAGCAUUUGCAAAUUCUGUCUCAGCAUGGCUCAAGAGGUUUCGAGAUCUUGCUCUAGAGGAGGAAAUGAAGGUGAUGAGCUCUACUGCUAGGACCACUCCAUCACUUUUAGGACUGUCAAAUGCUUUAUCAAGUGUGUGUUCUGGAGCCGAAUAUCUUUGGCAUACUGUGCAAGGAGCUAUUCCUAGUUUUUCUUUGGACUUUGAGUCAUUCGUUCCAGCCGGUGAAAUGGCUGUUCAUAUCCUCGAUCAUCUAUACGUGAAGUUAAAUGAAGUUUGUCUUGUGCAAGGUGGCGAGGAGGAAGCGUACCAUAUGCUACUAUACUUACUUGUAGGAAGCGUAUUACCGUAUAUUGAAGGACUUGAUUCUUGGCUCUAUGAUGGAACUCUUGAUGAUCCAUUUGAGGAGCUGUUCUUUUAUGCCAACAAUGCAAUUGCUAUCGAUCAUAUAAAUCAAGCCGAGUUCUGGGAGAAGAGCUACCUGUUGAGGUCUCGGUGCAGACAUUCUGGUACUGGGUUAUCUGGAACAGCAAUUGGCAAUGAUGGCGAAUCAAUGGUGAAUUAUAAUAAGAGAAUAUCGGAUAGGGAACCUAACCUUACAAAGAAAAACAAAACCACCACGGACCUUGAAGUGUGCCCUCUUUUUGUAAAGGAUAUAGCGAAAGCCAUUGUAUCUGCUGGAAAAUCGUUACAACUGAUUCGGCAUACUACCAGAGAGUAUGGUUUGCCAUUGGGUAGUUCUGAUACUGAAGAUGUUUUUGAAAGGCCUGAAGUUGGUACCGACACACGUGAGACGCAUGCAGGGACAAACAUAGCGGGGUUAACUUUAUCAGAGAUAUUCUUUGUGUCAUUGGUGGGUCUUGUAGGAGAUGGUAGUCAUGUCUCUAAGACUUUUGGGCAGGAUGACCCAAAGAAACAUAAUAUAGCACAAACAUUAGAGUCAUACAUGGACAAGAAGAAGUUUCCUGAGGAGAAUGGUGACAUUGAGGCAGUCUCUAUGUUUUCAGAUAAAAUUUGGUGUAAAUUUUUAAUUGAUGCAAUGUUACAGAAAGAAAUGAUUAAUUCAGAUUCUUCCAAGGAUUCUGACUGCUUUCAGGGAGGUAAUGAAGUGGAAAUAGGUGGGGAAUUUAUAGGUCGGCCCCUUUCCAUAUUAUAUUGUCCUGAAAAUCCUGUCAUUACCGUUUGUCGGGCAUUUCUCAAUAACAACAAAGAAUAUUGGGGUGAACUGGAUGUUUCUAGAAAUUACCACCUCCCUCCCUUGAAUGAUGGGAGCUUUCGGGAUGCUAUAUUUGGUGGAAUCGAUGGGGUACCUUCUGCAAUGAAGGAGACAGACUUUAUGUUUGGUUAUCCAUUUGGUGAAUCUGAGCAUCAACGUUCAGAAGAUGACAUAAGAACUUUAGGAGUCUUAUAUCCGUUUCCGACACUUCUUCCUCCUUUUCAGGAAGAUCCCUAUAUUUCAGAGCUUUUGCCUUUUCAAAGAAAUAGCACCCUUUCAUCAAGAAUUCUUAACUGGUUUCAAAAGGCCAAGCUUAAGGAUACACCACUUCCUGUAGUUAUUAUGCAGGAAUGCCUUAUUGUUUAUAUCAAGAAACAGGUGGAUUAUGUUGGCAAGCAUAUCUUGCUCCAACUGAUGAAUGGUUGGAGAUUGAUGGAUGAACUCGGAGUAUUACGUGCUAUAUUCUUACUUGGAUCAGGUGAUCUUUUGCAACAAUUCCUUAUCGUGCUUUUCGAUAAGCUAGACAAGGGGGAAUCUUGGGAUGACGAGUUUGAGUUGAAUGGCGUUCUACAGGAAUCCAUCAGAAACUCUGCUGAUGGCAUGCUGUUAAGUGCUCCGGAUUCUUUGGUUUUGUCGAUCACAAAGCAAGAUGCUGCUGAUGGCGAUGACAAAAAUACCAAUUUCAGCCAUGCCUCUAAUAAUCUCAAGGGCCGCAACCAAUUCUUUGGAAUUGAUGCCCUUGAUAUGCUUAGUUUCAGUUAUAAGGUUUCUUGGCCGCUUGAACUUAUUGCCAACUCGGAGGCAAUUAAGAAGUAUAACCAGGUAAUGGGUUUCUUGUUGAAGGUUAAACGGGCAAAGUUUGUUCUUGACAAAGCUCGGAGGUGGAUGUGGAAGGGUAGAGGGACUUCAACAGUCAAUCGUAAACAUCACUGGUUAGUGGAGCAAAAGCUGCUCCAUUUUGUUGAUGCCUUUCAUCAGUAUGUGAUGGACAGGGUUUUUCAUAGUGCCUGGAUUGAACUUUGUGAAGGUAUGGCAUCUGCUGGCUCCCUUGAUGAAGUCAUAGAAGUGCAUGAAGCGUACCUGUUGUCUAUUCAACGACAGUGCUUUGUGGUCCCAGAUAAGCUAUGGAUGUUGAUUGCUAAUCGGAUCAAGAGCAUCCUCAGAUUAGCCCUUGAGUUUUAUUCCGUACAGCAAACACUAAGUAGUGGUGGGACAGCACUUGCUAUCAAGGCACGAUGCGAAAUGGAGGUGGAUAGAAUUGAAAAGCAGUUCGAUGAUUGCAUUGCCUUUCUACUCAGAGUACUAUCCUACAAGCUCAAUGUUGGACACUUUCCUCAUCUGGCGGAUUUAGUUACUAGAAUUAACUAUAACUAUUUCUACAUGUCAGAUAGUGGGAGCAUGCUCACUGUCCCCGGCUCUGAAACUUCUGGUUCUAGACUUGGGAAGGGAUUUCCGGUCAGACCUACUUGAUUGAGAAACAAAACGCAUGUACGAAUAACCAUAGGUGCCUUUACAUGGCAAUUGUUAGUACACCUCCUCCCCUCAAGAUCUUCCCUGUAUUGUGUUUGUGUAUAUAAAGCUAAGAUUGUAUGUUUCUUUGCAGUGCAAAAGGGAGAGGAAGUUCUUUGUAAGUUUGUACAUGCAAGAAGAAAAAGAAUGUGAUUCUUAUUGUAGCUAUGUUUUCUUUGUACACUAUAUCUUUCGGUUAUCUAAUUGCAUUGAGUGAAAAUUGGUGGCUCCA